UACAGCUGUCACCACAGUCUGACCCCGAAGUGAGAUUUGUUGAAUUCAUGACCUUUGCUUCUUAAGUUCUCACAACAAUUCAGCUGAACUUGUCUUCUUCUAGUGACUGUCAGACUUUAAUCUUAACCAAAUAAUGAACUGUAUGUUUUUAUCCAUGUCUGAUAAUGAUUUUGAUGAUAUUAACAUAUUACAGGACAUUCGGUGACUCAGAGCUCUUUGACUUCAGAGGACACAAAGCAGCAGCACUGACACAAUGUCUGAGCUGAGGGUGGUUCUGCUGGGGAACAGCUGGUCUCAGAGGAGUUCAGUGGGGAACUUCAUACUGGGAGAGACUGUGUUCACCACCGAGGGAGAACCACACAGCUGUCUGAAAGUUGGAGGACAAGUAAAAGAGAGACACAUAGUUCUUAUCAACACCCCAGAUCUGCUGCAUCCCAACAUCUCCUUAGAAAAACUGACAGAACAUGUAGAUACCUGUGUGAGAUUCUCUGCUCCUGGUCCUCAUGUGUUCCUGCUGGUUCUACAGCCUGAAGACUUCACUGAUAAAAACAAACUGAGGCUGCAGUCAAUCCUUGAAAACUUCAGUGAUCAAUCAUUCGCUCAUUCACUGGUUCUGAUAGCACCACACAGAGCUGGGAGUCAAGGUUCCGUGGAAAGAUGCCUGCAGAAUCCACAUUUGAGAGAAAUGAUCACAAAGUGUAGAUCCUACAUAAUGUGGCCUGUUGACCAUCAACAGCUUUUAGACCUAAUGGACAAAAUGGUGCAGGAGAGCAAAGAACCUCAUGUGACCCAUGAAUGUUACAAAGAUGCAACAUCUGAUUUACCUGGUGAUCCUCAAGACACGACACAAGGAGAUGGACUCCAUAUAAACUUGGAUCCUUUCAGGGCUCUUGGGCUGAAACAACUGUCAGACACAGUGCAUUCAUUAAAAAAUCCACUCGCCCGCUUGCAAAAACCGUUGUCUCCAUCUCACACUCCUUCACCUGUGGAGAGCACAAGCCGCCAGUCCCCUGCAGUUUCAACACCUACAGUCAGGAUUGUACUGAUGGGGAAAAGUGAAGACAAAAUGACAAAGCUGGGUAACUUCAUCCUAGAUAAUCAACAUUUUAAUUUACUGAAACACUCCAAACAAGCUGUGGAGGCCUGGAGAGAGUGGAAGGGAAAGUGUCUUAGUGUGGUAAAAACUCCAGACAUGUUCAGUCUGUCUGUGGAAGCAUUUACCAAUGAGAUGGUGAAGUGUGAACAUCUGUGUCAACCUGGACCAAAUGUUCUGCUGCUGCUUGUGAAGCCCUCCAACUUCACACAGAAGAACAGAGAUACACUGAAGUUCAUCCUGAGUUUGUUUGGUCCAGAAGCUUUUAAACACUCGAUGGUCAUCAUCACACAUGAGUGGAAGGAAACUAAUUCUGCUCUGCGUCAGCUCCUUGAAGACUGUGGAGGAAGACACUAUAACAUGUCUGAAGACAACCACGGGUCAUUAAUGCAGAAGAUUGAGAACAUUGUGCUUAAAAACAGAGGAGCCUUCCUCACCUUCAGUGACGAGACCAUCAGACCACAGUCUGAACACAUCAGACCAGCUGUGAACCUGGUUCUGUGUGGGAGGAGAGGAGCAGUGAAGGCAUCAGCAGCGAGGGCCAUUUUAGGUCAGACAGAGUUUCCCUCAGUCUCCAACUCAUCAGUGUGUGUUCAGAGUCAGGGAGAGGUGUGUGGACGUUGGGUUACUCUGGUGGAUCUGCCUGCUUUGUGUGGGAAACCUCAAGAGGAGGUGAUGGAGGAAUCACUCAGGUGUGUCUCCCUCUGUCAUCCUGAGGGCGUCCACGCCUUCAUCCUGGUCCUACCUGUGGGUUCUGUAACUAAAGAAGACAAGUCAGAGUUAAAGACCAUCCAGGACACAUUCAGCUGUCGAGUCAAUGACUUCACCAUGAUUCUGUUCACUGUGGACUCAGAUCCUGCAGCUCCAGCUGUUGUUAACUUUGUUAGCAAGAACAAAGAUGUACAGGAGCUCCGUCAGAGCUGUGGAGGAAGAUACUUUGUUCUCAACAUCAACAACAAGCAGCAGAUCCCAGAACUGUUGAACACUGUGGACAGAAUUAAACCGUCCUGCUACACAGCUGCAACAUUAGCACAUGCACAGAGGGAUAAACUCAUAGAUCAAUGGCAAUGUAUCAACAAGCAACAAGCUGAACUUGAGAGUCUGAGAAAGAAAAACAACAUCACACCUGCUGAGGAACAGAGUCCAGCGUGUCUCAGGAUCGUGCUGGUUGGGAGGACUGGCGAUGGAAAAAGCUCUUCAGGAAACACCAUUCUAGGAAGAAAGGUGUUUAAAGCUGAAUUAAACCAACAUUCAGUUACCAAACAAUGUCAGAAAGAACUUGGUGAAGUGAACGGUCAGCCUGUGUUUGUGGUCGACACUCCCGGUCUGUUCGACACAACUCUGAGCCAUGAAGAGAUCAAUAAGGAGAUGGUGAAAUGCAUCAGUCUUCUUGCUCCAGGACCUCAUGUGUUCCUGUUGGUGGUAUCAAUUGGCAGAUUGACACAAGAGGAGAAGGAAACAUUAAAACUUAUCCAGGAAGGCUUUGGGAUGAAUUCUGAAAGGUUCACCAUCAUUCUGCUUACUGGAGGAGAUGCAUUAGCAGAUGAGGAGCUGUCCAUUGAAGAGUACAUAGGAAAGAAAUGUGAUGAUUCAUUUAAGAAUCUGAUCCGAGACUGUGGAGGAAGAUAUCACGUGUUCAAUAACCGGGAUAAAAACAACCGCAAGCAGGUCGAUGAGCUGAUAACCAAGAUUAACACCAUGGUGAAGACAAAUGGAGGCAGCUGCUACACUAAUGAGAUGCUGCAAGAGGCCGAGGCAGCGAUACAGAAAGAGAUGGAGAAGAUCCUGAAGGAGAAAGAAGAAGAGAUGAAGAGAGAGAGGGAGGAGCUUCAAAGAAAACAUGAGGAGGAAAUGAAUGAAAUGAAAAGAAGACUAGAAGAACAGAGAGCACAAAUUGAAGAGGAGAGAAAGGUGAGAGAAAAACAACUUGAAGAGAAGGAGAAAAGUAUCGAGAAAGAACGUGAGGAAAAAAGCAAAGAACGGGACAUCAGAGAAGAAGAAAACAGGAAGAGAAAACUAGAGGAAGAAAGUCAGAAACAGGAGUGGAAACAGAAAGUUGAAGCUUUGGAGCAAAAAAUAAAAUCAGAGACAGAAUCAAAGGAAAACAUUUACAAACAACUGGAGGAGAAUAGAGAAGAGAUGAGAAAAGAGCGAGAGAACGAGGAGAGAAAACAAAAAGAAUGGUGGGAAAAACGAUUUCAAGAAGAUGAACAGAGACGACAGAAGGAACAAGAAAGACUGAGAAAGCUUCAAGAAGAAUAUGAACAAAUAAGAGAAAAUGAUGAAAAGAAGAGAAAAGAAGAGGAAAAAGAGAAGAAAGAGAUUGUGGAAGAAGAGCGAGCAAGAAUUGAAGAGGAGAGAAAACUGAGAGAAAAACAACUCGAGGAAAUGAAGGAAAAGAUUGAGAGGGAGCGUGAGGAGAGAAAGAAAGAACAGGAAAUCAGAGAAGAAGAGAACAGGAAGAGAAAACAAGAGGAAAAAACUCAGAAACAGGAGUGGGAACAGAAAGUUGAAGCUUUAGGGCAAAAAAUAAAAUCAGAGUCAGAAGCAAAGGAAAACAUUAACAAAAAGCUGGAGGAGAGCAGAGAAGAGAUGAGAAGAAAGCAAGAGACCUGGGAGAGAAAACAAAAAGAAUGGUGGAAAAAACGAGAUCGAGAAGAUCAACAGAGACGACAGAAGGAACAAGAAAGACUGAGAAAGCUUCAAGAAGAAUAUGAACAAGAGAGAAAAUGAUGAAAAGAAGAGAAAAGAAGAGGAUAAAAUCAGAAGAGAACAAGAGGAAAAAGAGAAGAAACACAUUGCUGAGACCUACGAGAAUAAAUUGGAGAAUCUGAAGAAGACGCAUGAAGAAGAAGCCAGAAAGAAAGCUGAAGAGUUUAAUGAAUUCCAGAAGAAAUACACCGAGGAUAUUGCAGACAAGGAGAGACAGUAUGAGGAACAAUACGACAUCUUAAAGUCACUUUCAGCCCACAAUGAAGAACAACUGAGGAAAAAACAUUUCGAUCAAAUUUCUGACCUGGUGAAACGUGUGGCUGAGAAGAAAUGGAGACUAGAUGAAUUCACAGCUUUACUGGAUAAACAACAAGAGGAAAUGAGCAAGGAGGAAAAUGAGGAGGAAAAGAAACAUCUGCAGGAAAAACAUGAAAAGGAAAUGAGUGACCUGCUACAGAAACAUUUGAACAAAUUGUGUUCGAUUUUAUGA
Messenger RNA from Acanthopagrus latus (yellowfin seabream), 4295 nucleotides. RefSeq lists its product as uncharacterized. Gene Ontology annotation, molecular function: GTP binding. Lineage: Eukaryota; Metazoa; Chordata; Actinopteri; Spariformes; Sparidae. The transcript is spliced from 6 exons. The record is from RefSeq and is a predicted model, not a curated record. Bases 254 to 3826 code for a protein of 1190 amino acids.